This is a messenger RNA of Tripterygium wilfordii, 1599 nucleotides long. RefSeq names its product protein PIN-LIKES 2-like. Lineage: Eukaryota; Viridiplantae; Streptophyta; Magnoliopsida; Celastrales; Celastraceae. The transcript has 2 exons. The record is from RefSeq and is a predicted model, not a curated record. Bases 169 to 1536 code for a protein of 455 amino acids. Gene Ontology annotation, biological process: endoplasmic reticulum to cytosol auxin transport. Gene Ontology annotation, cellular component: membrane.
GAUCUCACUUCUUACCUUGGAAUCUCAAUUAUUAUCACUCCCUCCAUUCUCAGCUUCCUCUGAAUUCACUGUGCACUAACACUUUGAAUCUAUUACUGUUAUAUCAAAAUUUCCAGGAGCUUGAAAUUCCAAGAUAAUUUUCUUCCAGAGAUUCAAGAAGAAGAUUGAAUGGAAGCAGCAAUAAGAGUUGUAAUGGCUUCACUACGUGAGAAGAUGAAAUCUGAAGGAGUUGAUGUCUCAACAGCAAUAUUUCCUCUACUCAAACUCCUCUCCCUCACAAUCAUAGGCUUAAUUCUUGCCCACCCAAAAGUCCAAUUAGUCCCAAGAUCAACCUACAAGCUUCUUAGCAAGCUUGUUUUUGCUCUCUUCUUGCCUUGCUUGAUAUUCACCCACUUGGGUCCAUCAAUCACUCUCAACAACUUCCUCCUCUGGUGGUUCCUCCCUGUGAAUGUUUUAAUCAGUACUGUCAUUGGCUGUGUUCUGGGAUACCUGGUGGCACUGCUAUGCCAGCCACCGCCGGAAUUCUUUCGAUUUACCAUCGUCACUACCGGGUUUGGUAACACGGGUCAUAUCGCUCUGGCUAUUGUUGGAUCAGUGUGUCAUAACCCAGAUAACCCAUUUGGUUCUGAAUGUAAGAGGUCUGGUAUGGCAUAUGUUUCUCUGACUCAAUGGGUUUCUGUGAUUCUUGUUUACACGUUUGUGUAUCAUAUGAUGGAGCCUCCAUUAGAGUACUAUGAGAUUGUUGAGGAUGAAGAGGAUGAGAUUAUGGAAGUAAUUGAUAAUAGUAAUGUGAGUAGGCCACUUCUGGUUGAGGCAGAGUGGCCAGGGAUGGAAGCUAAAGAGACUGAGCAUUGCAAGACACCUUUUAUAGCCAGAUUGUUCAACACUAAUAGUGAAUCCAACAUUUCAGACAGGAACAUUCCGGACCUUGAAUCAAUUGACGAGGAGAGAAUUAAGUCCAUAAGAUGUUUGGCAGAGCCUAAAGUUGUCAGGAAAAUCCGAGUUGUCGCGGAGAAAACACCAAUUCAACACAUUCUUCAGCCUCCAACCAUUGCUUCUUUCUUGGCAAUUCUUGUUGGAAUCAUUCCUCAGGUCAAGUCUGCAAUUUAUGGCCAGGAUGCAGCGUUAGGCGUCGUUACGGACAGUUUAGACAUCCUGGCUGAGGCUGCAGUGCCGUCUGUGAUGCUGAUACUGGGAGGAAUGCUUGCUGAGGGACCUAAAGAUUCGCGGCUCGGAAUGAGAACCACUGUUGGGAUCAUUGUUACACGGAUUUUGCUGCUGCCUGUAGCAGGAAUAGGGGUGAUAUGUUUAGCAGAUAAAUGGCAUCUUCUGGUGAAGGAUGAUCGAUUGUAUCGGUUCGUGCUUCUGCUGCAAUACACAACACCAAGUGCAAUCCUGUUGGGGGCUGUUGCAAGCCUGAGAGGUUAUGCAGUGAAGGAGGCUUCUGCAUUACUCUUCUGGCAGCAUGUGUUUGCCUUGUUUUCACUUUCAUUCUACAUCAUUGUAUAUUUCAAUCUGCUGCUCCCUUAUGUCUAAAGAUUGAUCUUCCCUUAUCAAAUAUGUAAUCCAUUUAGCACAUAUAUCAUCGCAUUGAUUGAA